Molecule: messenger RNA, 1334 nt
Organism: Argiope bruennichi
Lineage: Eukaryota; Metazoa; Arthropoda; Arachnida; Araneae; Araneidae
Product: protein artichoke-like
Exons: 3
Coding region: 250-1209 (319 amino acids)
Molecular function (GO): protein binding
Source: RefSeq, a predicted model, not a curated record
AUUUUUUUAGAAGAUAUAUGUAGAUUUAAUAUCGGAAGGAUUAAAAUUAUCCUUCUGAGUUAUUUUAAUUCAGAAAUUGAACUAGAAGUUGAUGAUCUGCUACAUAAAACUGAAUUUUUCUCUGAUUUUGAAAAACUAUUUUUAUAGUUCCGAUAUUUAAUUUGAUUAAAUAGGGCAUAGCUUUUCAUGUGAUAAUCAAAAUAAACGGAAUUUCUUUGGAAUCAUUUUACCUGAAAACAAGCCAAAACAAUGUUUGGAUUCAGUACGUGUCUCUUGCUGCUUUCUUUUUGUGUUUUAAUUUCUGCUCAACUUUGUCCGCCUCAAGAAGAUAUUCGACCAUGCAUGUGUCUUAAUAGAGAAGGCUUAAAUCAUAUCCACUGUGACGGCAUAUCAUCUCUGAGCGAACUACAGAAGUCCAUAAAGAGACUUCAGGGUACAAAAGCAUUUACUUUCACCAUUUCUGAUUCGGAUUUCGAAUAUUUACCUUACGACAUCUUCAAAAACAUGAGCAUUCACCAUCUGAGCCUUUCCAAAUCGAAAUUGAAUAGGAUUGGCAAUCUUGGGGACCCCCAGUUCGAAGGCUUGGAGACAUCCCUAGAGUCUCUGACCAUAACAGAAUCGUUCACUCGUAAGCACCCUUUCGCCUAUGUCUUCAUGGACCAUCUCAAAAGUCUAAAAACGCUUGAGGUUCGGAGGAACCAUGUGGAAGUUCUGCACAACGAGUGGUUCAAGAAAGGAUUGCCUGACUUACGAGUCAUACGUUUUGUGCAGUGUGUUAUUCGAGCAGUUGGAUGGAGAGCGUUGCAAAGUUUGAGAAAUUUGAAAGUUAUUGAUUUAUCAGAUAACGCGAUCAACUAUAUUCCAAGAACAGCGUUUCCAGAACCAGCACCGUCUCUUGAAGAGAUAAAUUUAGAGCGAAAUGUUUUGUCGAGCCUCCCAGAAGAUUUCUUCAGCAACAUGCCGAAUCUCAGGAUCGUGAAUCUGGAGUUGAAUGAAUUCUCUACCAUAGAUCAGGCAAUAUUUGGUAAUGUUUGGAGCCAUCUGCAAAUUUUAAACAUCGAUUUUAAUCCAAUUGUGUGUGAUUCCAAAAUCAAGUGGAUAUACGAGGGGAAGGACAAUUUAGAACAGAAGCUCGUAGGUCUUUGUUUCAAGCCCUUUACUUUAUUCGAGAGAGAAAUACACUCCUUAAAAAUAGAGGAACUGAAAUGAUUGUUUAAUUAAAUUCUUUUUUUGCAGCUAUUUUCUUUAAAUUAUGCUUGCUAUAGAUAAUAACAAUUUGUGUUAACGUUAUAUGUUGUUUGAAAUUGCGAUAAAAUAAAGUCAUUUUAGCUCGA